Messenger RNA from Diabrotica balteata, 539 nucleotides. NCBI's taxonomy places the organism in Eukaryota, Metazoa, Arthropoda, Insecta, Coleoptera, Chrysomelidae. The record is from the annotation of a GenBank genome assembly.
GUUUAAAUUAAAAAUAUCUGAAAUAAUGUUUAAAACGCUAGGUUGUUUUUUUGCGCUGGUUGUGCUGGUGGCUGGUCGUGUUGAGCUUCCUCCAGAACUUCAAGAAUACGUCAAAGAUCUUCACAAUAUUUGUAUAGCAAAAGCCGGUAUUACAGAAGGUGACCAUGCAGCGUAUGAUAUAGAAAAUAAUCCUCAUGAUCCAAAACUUAUGUGUUACAUGAAGUGCCUUAUGUUGGAAGCAAAAUGGAUGGCUCCUGACGGUGCGAUCCAAUAUGAUUUUAUCAUUAAUACUGCUCAUCCAAAAGUUAAAGAUCUUUUGGUUACCGCAAUUAACAAAUGUAGGACGAUUGAAGAUGGAGCAAAUUUGUGCGAAAAGGCAUCCAAUUUAAACUUUUGUUUACACAAAGCAGAUCCAGAGAAUUGGUUUUUGGUUUGACACUCCAAAGAUUCGAUAUGGACCUUAAGAUGUUAAUUCUAUAAGACGUACAUUGUUUAAAUUAUUUUUUUCUGAAUUGAAUAAAACCUGUAAAAAGGUAUAA